AUGCUGCUGCAGCCCGCGCCCCGCGCCCCGGGCGCGUCGCCCAAGGACACGACGUUCACCAAGCUGUUCGUGGGCGGCCUGCCCUACCACACCACCGACGCCUCGCUGCGCAGCCACUUCCAGGGCUUCGGCGACAUCGACGAGGCCGUCGUCAUCACCGACAGGCUCACCGGCAGGUCGCGCGGAUACGGAUUCGUGACCAUGACCGACCGCGCAGCCGCCGAGAGGGCUUGCAAGGACCCUAACCCCAACAUCGACGGCCGGAAGGCCAACGUCAACCUGGCCUAUCUGGGCGCCAAGCCCCGGAGCCUGCAGCCGGGCUUCGCCAUUGGCCUCCAGCAAUUACAGCCCACGUUGAUCCAGAGGACUUAUGGGCUCGCACCCCACUACAUCUACCCUUCGACCAUCGUCCAGCCCGGCAUGGUGAUCCCGGCCACCCCCGUCCCCUCGCUGUCCUCGCCCUACGUGGAGUACCCGCUGCCCAGCCCGGCCUACACCUAUCAGCCCCCCUACGAGCAGCCCCCCUAUGCCGCCACGCACCCCGCUACGGCCAGCUUUGUGGGCUACGGCUACACGGCCACUCUACCCUCCGCCAUGUCCACGGUGCCCGCAGGCCCCGCCUUCAUGCAGUACCAGCCACCGCCACCACCGCUGCCUGACCGGAUGCAGUGAGGAGCCAAAGGGGAGCACUCAGCGGGGAGCACCCCCACCGUACACGUGGCCUCCCAUCCUGAGGGCCCCAUAAACCCUCCCCCCAGGUGCCUUAUUCAAGGGG
This is a messenger RNA of Suncus etruscus (white-toothed pygmy shrew), 775 nucleotides long. It is a transcript of the gene RBM38, whose product is annotated as RNA binding motif protein 38. The record is from RefSeq and is a predicted model, not a curated record. Gene Ontology annotation, molecular function: RNA binding. The transcript is spliced from 4 exons. Lineage: Eukaryota; Metazoa; Chordata; Mammalia; Eulipotyphla; Soricidae. The coding region runs from base 1 to 672 and encodes 223 amino acids. Gene Ontology annotation, cellular component: cytosol.